AUGUUUUUCGAGAGAUCUCGCCGCUUUCAAGAGGACCAUCAAGAGGACCACCCAUCUUCGCCCCACUCCUCCAUUCUCCAGCAGCAAGUUCGAGAGAUCUCGCCGGCUUCAAGAGGACCAUCAAGAGGACCACACAUCUUCGCCACCCUCCUCCAUCCUCCAGGAGCAAGUUCGAGAGAUCUCGCCGGCUUCAAGAGGACCAUCAAGAGGACCAUCAAGAGGACCAUCAAGAGGACCACCAUCUUCGCCGGACCGCCCCUAGCUCCAGGAAUAAUUCGAGAGAUCUCGCCGCCUUCAAGAGGACAUUCAAGAGGACAUUCAAGAGGACAUUCAAGAGGACAUUCAAGAGGACCUUCAGGAGGACCACCCAUCCCCUGUAACAAGUUCGAGAGAUCUCGCCGCCUUCAAGCGGACCUCCAGGAAGACCUCCAGGCGGACCUCCAGGGGACCAGUGAUGAACGCCUACCAAAUCCUUGAGGAUGGCUGAAUCAGGACCCCAAGACCGGCCCCCCAUCCGCGGACCAGGAAACAAGAGACACAGAGAGGGAGGGAGAGGGGAGAGAGAGAGAGAGAGAGGAGGUUCUCGCAGCAGACGUGGUGCAUCCAAUUUGGGGUGAGGACUCCUGUGCUCAUCAGAGUGGCGACCGUUGUGCCGGUGACUUCCAGAGGAAACUACUUGGCGUCCAUGCGUUCAACGUAUGACGGCCAGGGAGGAGA
Messenger RNA from Darwinula stevensoni, 717 nucleotides. NCBI's taxonomy places the organism in Eukaryota, Metazoa, Arthropoda, Ostracoda, Podocopida, Darwinulidae. The record is from the annotation of a GenBank genome assembly.